Molecule: messenger RNA, 3407 nt
Organism: Tupaia belangeri chinensis (Chinese tree shrew)
Lineage: Eukaryota; Metazoa; Chordata; Mammalia; Scandentia; Tupaiidae
Gene: TOMM70
Product: translocase of outer mitochondrial membrane 70
Biological process (GO): protein import into mitochondrial matrix; protein insertion into mitochondrial inner membrane
Cellular component (GO): mitochondrial outer membrane
Molecular function (GO): transmembrane protein transporter activity; protein binding
Source: RefSeq, a predicted model, not a curated record
CCGGAGGCCGGGGCGACGCCGGCGGCCUGAAGCGCAACAGCGAACGGAAGACCCCGGAGGGCAGGGCCAGUCCGGCCCCGGGCAGCGGACACCCGGAAGGUCCCGGUGCUCACCUGGAAAUGAACUCUCUUGAUAGAGCCCAAGCAGCCAAGAACAAAGGCAAUAAAUAUUUUAAAGCAGGGAAAUAUGAACAAGCUAUUCAGUGCUAUACUGAGGCUAUUAGUUUGUGCCCUACAGAGAAGAAUGUCGACCUUUCCACAUUUUAUCAAAACAGAGCUGCCGCUUUUGAACAGUUGCAAAAGUGGAAGGAGGUGGCACAGGAUUGUACAAAGGCUGUUGAACUUAACCCCAAAUAUGUGAAAGCUCUCUUUAGACGUGCAAAAGCCCAUGAGAAGCUAGACAAUAAGAAGGAAUGUUUAGAAGAUGUCACUGCUGUAUGUAUAUUAGAAGGGUUUCAAAAUCAACAAAGCAUGCUGUUAGCUGAUAAAGUUCUUAAACUUCUUGGAAAAGAGAAAGCCAAAGAAAAAUACAAGAAUCGUGAGCCUUUGAUGCCAUCUCCACAAUUUAUCAAAUCUUACUUCAGUUCUUUCACGGAUGAUAUAAUUUCUCAGCCCAUGCUUAAAGGAGAGAAGUCUGAUGAAGAUAAAGACAAAGAAGGGGAAGCUUUAGAAGUGAAAGAAAAUUCUGGAUAUUUAAAGGCCAAACAGUAUAUGGAAGAAGAAAACUAUGAUAAAAUCAUAAGCGAAUGCUCAAAAGAAAUAGAUGCUCAAGGCAAAUACAUGGCAGAAGCAUUAUUACUACGAGCCACCUUCUACCUACUUAUUGGCAAUGCCAAUGCAGCCAAACCAGAUUUAGAUAAGGUCAUCAGUUUGAAAGAAGCUAAUGUGAAGCUUCAAGCAAAUGCUCUCAUCAAGAGGGGCAGCAUGUACAUGCAGCAGCAGCAGCCCAUGCUGUCUACUCAGGACUUCAAUAUGGCUGCUGACAUCGAUCCUCAGAAUGCUGACGUUUAUCACCACCGAGGACAGUUAAAAAUACUGCUUGAUCAAGUCGAGGAAGCAGUGGCAGAUUUUGAUGAAUGUAUUCGAUUAAGACCCGAGUCCGCCCUGGCACAAGCUCAGAAGUGUUUUGCAUUGUAUCGUCAGGCAUAUACAGGAAGCAAUUCUUCACAAAUCCAAGCAGCUAUGAAAGGUUUUGAAGAGGUCAUAAAGAAAUUUCCAAAGUGUGCUGAAGGUUAUGCACUUUAUGCCCAGGCAUUAACAGAUCAACAGCAGUUUGGUAAAGCUGAUGAAAUGUAUGAUAAGUGUAUUGAUUUGGAACCAGAUAAUGCCACAACAUAUGUUCAUAAAGGUUUACUUCAACUUCAGUGGAAGCAAGAUCUGGAUAGAGGUUUGGAGCUUAUCAGCAAGGCUAUUGAAAUUGACAAUAAGUGCGAUUUUGCCUAUGAAACCAUGGGAACUAUUGAAGUACAAAGAGGAAACAUGGAGAAAGCCAUUGACAUGUUCAACAAAGCUAUUAAUCUGGCCAAAUCGGAAAUGGAGAUGGCUCAUCUGUACUCUCUUUGUGAUGCUGCCCAUGCCCAGACAGAAGUUGCAAAGAAAUACGGGUUAAAACCACCAACAUUGUAAAACAGGGGAAGGAGACUCAACCCUCUUUUUAAGUUUACCCCCUCUUCAACUGAACCCUGAAGACACUGUCAAGAACUGUGUUGAAUGGUGGAACUAGUAUUUCCCUCCGUGAUGUUGCCAUUCCUUACGUAUGUUUCAUGUUUAGGUGUUGUGGCCUGGCUGUUGAAAGGAAGUCUGCAGUCUUGCAGCUUUUAAUUCCCAUACAAGGAAAGCUUGAAACUUGUUAAAGGGAUAUUAAAAACAAAGUUGCAAAGAGUACAGAUAAUAAGUGGCCAUGCAAAUAAAAACUUGGAUUUGUUGAUUUGAUAUUUUUUCUUUUGAUGGGGGUUUGGGGGGUUGAUUAUGUUCUGGAUGAUUUUGUCUUUAUAUGUAAGUCUAAUAUGUGAGUAUUUUACAGCAGGUGGGUUUUUUAAUUAACAUAGUAAGUGCUGUAAAACAGAUUUAUUUUAUAUUUAAUUAAUCCCUUUUAGUUGAUUUUUUGGAAGAAAACAGCUUAAGUGGGGGUUAAAAUGUAAAAUUGAGAGACCCUUUAAACCAUUGUCAGCAUGCACAAUGCCUCCAAUUCUGCAGAACUUUGUAGAAACUUAGUGGCAGCUAUUAAUCCUUUUGACCCUCUUCCACUCUAAUGGAUAAUGUACAUCGUGCUUAAAGUCCACAACAGCUGGUUUUCACACAGUAAAUUAUGCAGAAGCAAAAUAUUCCGACUGACGUCGGUGCUGAAUGACUGAGUAUCGAUGGGGAAGUGGACCAGGCAACAAGGUAAAGUGAAAUGCAGGUGUCUUAAUUGCUCAUGGCUGUAGAAAACAGUACUGUUUUAGUGUGCUAUUUAAGUACUAUGUAAUAGUGUGCUUUCUAAAAGGAAGUGAAGGUCGCUUGUGUGUGUAACUCAGAUGGUCUAAGUGUGAUACAUGAGAGUAUUUAAUAACAUUUUAACAUUUCUAGCGAAGAAAAUGUGACUUAUGGUUCCCAAAGGAUGACGUCUUGGAGCCAGACUGUUGUGUUUCCAGAGAUGACAAAUGCAGUACUUGAGCUCAGCCGCACGUGCUUCAGGGCAGCUGAGCAGAGCUUCCAGCAUGCCGAGGCAUCAGGCGGGGCUGGAGCGCUGGCUAGCCCUGCCGUCUAAGGGCUGGCCGCUCCAGUCCAGGGCUUCACUAGUGAUCCUGACAGAUUUUUGGCUUUGUUCAUCUUUAUUUCACCCUCCUUCCUUAGAAGUCACCUUAAGGUUUAUUUCUAAUUGUCACUUUUUUAGACCAUUCUUUUGCUUAUAUGCUAGAUUUUUCUGGUAGGGGAAGGACUGUUUGUAUUCAUAAGUGGUCUCUUGAAAUGUUUGGAGUGGGAGAGGUUUAAGCCUGAAUAUAAUACAAAGCAAGGUUUCAGUUACACUUUUCUAGACAUGAAAUCCUAUUAUAGUUUACAUUGUUGGGAGUAAAGGAGCAUUUUACCCCUCUUUUAAAAAGGGUGCUUUAAUCCUGUUGAAACCAAAAAGAUUUUGUCUACACUUGCUAUCUUUUUAGAAACUAUUAGAAAUGACUCUUUUUCCAAAGUCAGUCUUUGGAAAACAUUGAGGUGGCCUCUAGUUUCGGGGGGCAGUUAACAUAAUUUAAGAUGACUUGGAUAAUGGAAAGUUUGAGAGCUCUGCAUUUUAUUCUUAAAUUGUGCACCUAUUAUAACCCCUGAAUACAGAAAUGUUCUACAUCUCUGAGUGACCUCUGGCUUUAAAAACGAAAGUUUUUAUUUGCAUGGCUGGAUUUACAUUAACGCUGACAUCUGCUUCUACUCUCC